GCCAAACUUCAUGAUUACAGGCUAGAGAUAAUGAGGACACAUCCAAAUUCCACAUUUAUCAUUCUUGCUGAUGAAGGGGUCUUCCAAAGUAUGUAUCUCUGUCUUGCUCCAUUGAGAGCAGGUUUCUUGGUAGGUUGUAGGAAUUUGGUGUCCCUUGAUGGCUGUUUUUUGAAAGGAACCUAUGGGGGACAGCUCUUGACAGCUGUUGGGAUAGAUGCAAAUGACUGCAUCUAUCCCAUUGCUUGGGCUGUAGUCAACAAAGAGAACAAAGAGAAUUGGACCUGGUUCCUCCAGCUACUUGCACAAGAUCUGGGGAUUGUUGACAGCCACAAAUGGGCCUUCAUGACUGAUAGGCAGAAGAGCCAAUGAAUAAGAGGAGG
Molecule: messenger RNA, 380 nt
Organism: Dioscorea cayenensis subsp. rotundata (Guinea yam)
Lineage: Eukaryota; Viridiplantae; Streptophyta; Magnoliopsida; Dioscoreales; Dioscoreaceae
Exons: 3
Coding region: 31-369 (112 amino acids)
Source: RefSeq, a predicted model, not a curated record